Mesorhabditis belari is the source of this 216-nucleotide messenger RNA. Lineage: Eukaryota; Metazoa; Nematoda; Chromadorea; Rhabditida; Rhabditidae. The record is from the annotation of a GenBank genome assembly.
AUGCCUCAUCAACCACUCUCACUCGAAUUCCUCACAAAGCGACCAUUUGAGAUGACAUCGCUGAAACAUUCGACAAUAAAGAAAGAGAACCGGAAACGAUCAAACACCAAUCGACCUCAUCCACCGCACAAAUUGAAUAAAAGAUAUUGGGACGAGUUGCGAGCCAACGGACAACCCAAAUCCCCAGCGCCGAAGCCUUACUAUUUUGGGUGGAUU